AUGCACCACGAAGCCCUUCAAGAAGCUCUUCCAGGAGACAAUGUUGGGUUCAAUGUCAAGAAUGUCGCAGUGAAGGAUCUCAAGCGUGGUUUCGUCGCCUCGAACUCCAAGGAUGACCCUGCAAGGGAAGCUUCCAACUUCACCUCCCAGGUCAUCAUCAUGAACCAUCCUGGUCAGAUCGGUAACGGUUAUGCCCCAGUUCUUGACUGUCACACAUCUCGCAUUUCUGUGAAGUUUGCUGAGAUCCUCACCAAGAUUGAUAGACGAUCCGGAAAGGAGCUUGAGAAGGAGCCCAAGUUCUCUACGUUUUCAGUUGCAGC
Messenger RNA from Papaver somniferum (opium poppy), 320 nucleotides. RefSeq names its product elongation factor 1-alpha-like. The record is from RefSeq and is a predicted model, not a curated record. The transcript has a single exon. The annotation marks the transcript as partial. Lineage: Eukaryota; Viridiplantae; Streptophyta; Magnoliopsida; Ranunculales; Papaveraceae.